Messenger RNA from Colletotrichum destructivum, 1329 nucleotides. Its product is annotated as Putative aminoglycoside phosphotransferase, protein kinase-like domain superfamily. The coding region runs from base 1 to 1329 and encodes 442 amino acids. The transcript has 3 exons. The record is from RefSeq and is a predicted model, not a curated record. NCBI's taxonomy places the organism in Eukaryota, Fungi, Ascomycota, Sordariomycetes, Glomerellales, Glomerellaceae.
AUGGCACGACCCAAGAAGGCAGGCCAACGCAGAGCGACUUGCUCUAGUAAGGCGAGUCCUCCAAAAGUUCAAUCUCAAGAUAUAUCGCCUGUGGACUACGACGAGAAGUUGCCUUUUCCCUACAACAACUUCAUCUAUAAGAUUACGCUUUCAAAGCCAGCCACACAAGAUGCAUUUCCCAACGUACAGCCAUAUACUGCAAAGCCUCCGUCCAAGGGUGUGUCGUAUGUCAUCCUCAGGCUAAGCAACCCUGCAGCAGAAGGCUUGAAUCACGACAAUCGUGUCGAGAACGAGGCGGCUGCUUUGUAUCUCGCACGAAAAGGUUUAGCCAGCUUCAAGCCAGACACGAUCUCCAUUGUCCCUGCAGUAUACGCAUGGCAGCCUGCCCUGCUAUCUACCAGAACCUCAGCCGGCAGUCUCGGCUGGAUACUCAUGGAUUUCAAACAAGGUGUGCCUCUCGACAAGGCUUUUCAGUUUCUCAGCAGCUCCCAAAAAGAGGAGGUAUUGGGACAACUGGCGGACAUAUUCUCCGGUAUUCAACACGCUCCUCUGCCCGAGUCACUUGACAUGUAUGGGGGAUUCACCGUGAAAGACGGCAUAUUGGUACAUGGGCAGAUGACGAUCCUCGCUGGUGGUCCGUGGAAGACUUAUGCCGACUUUUGGUCCACCCGACUUUCUUCUCAGCUUGGGCACUCCGAGAGCAGUUCAGCUCUCCAGGGCUGGAAACCGAAUGGAACCAGGGAAAAGUUUGACAACUUUCUCGCUGCAGACCUAGACAGCAUCUUUCAAGAUGCUGGUGUCGAUGUUUCUUGUCGCGCUCUCGUCCAUGGAGAUCUGAUGCAUUGGAAUGCUGACCGCUUUCUAGCUAUGAACAAUGUCCUGUUUGACUCGGCGACUAAUAAAAUCACUGGGCUCGUUGAUUUUGACUUCUCCUACAUUUCUCACCCCUACCAGGAGAUUGUCGCGUCUUUCAGCGACGUGGGAGGAAACAUUAUCGAAGAUCGUGGUCCAGACUAUACAGAGGGGCGCCUUCCAAAGGCUUUGCUCACAGGGUCGUUUGAGGUCAAGGACCUACCAGCAGAGGCUUGUGAGGUAUGGGAAAUCGCCAAAGCCUGGGAUGCAGCCCUAGCGGCGAGAAACACACUGAAACCACGCACGAUUGCUGGCGUGUCAGUUUUGGCUCAGCUAGCCAAGCUUGAAGGACUUUUGUGCCCGUUUAAAGUGGCUCACCCUGUGUUCCUGAAAAACAUGACGUCGGAGAAAAUUGCUGAGGAGCGAGCUGCGGCAGAGGAAGCUUCAGUAACUUGCCUCGGCUCUCUGGGAUUUUGA